Cyprinodon variegatus (sheepshead minnow) is the source of this 1050-nucleotide messenger RNA. RefSeq names its product forkhead box Q1 (gene foxq1). The coding region runs from base 169 to 1047 and encodes 292 amino acids. Lineage: Eukaryota; Metazoa; Chordata; Actinopteri; Cyprinodontiformes; Cyprinodontidae. The transcript has a single exon. Gene Ontology annotation, molecular function: DNA-binding transcription factor activity, RNA polymerase II-specific; RNA polymerase II cis-regulatory region sequence-specific DNA binding. The record is from RefSeq and is a predicted model, not a curated record. Gene Ontology annotation, biological process: regulation of transcription by RNA polymerase II; cell differentiation; anatomical structure morphogenesis.
UCGGGAGAAAGAUCUGUGUUCUGCAGCUCCACACUGAGGCUCAGGCUGCCUGCAGCACUUCUACACUUAACAAACACUCCGACUCGGCUGACAGCUCAGUUCCACCUGCUCUACCGAUCAGCUGAGACACCAGCUCUGAUUUUCUUUUUUUUCCACAGGAGAAAAAAAAUGAAACUUGAAGUUUUCUCCGCGCACCACUUUGCGCAAAAGCCACUGGAGCUGUGCAUGGAGCCAGAAGGGGGGCUUCCCUCUCCUUUGUCCGGGGAUGAGCUCGGCUCAGACGGAGACUGCAUGGCGAACAGCCCGGCACCUGUCACUCAAGGCAGCGAAGCCGGCAAAGGGAAGCCCUACACCCGCAGACCGAAGCCCCCUUACUCCUACAUCGCCCUCAUCGCCAUGGCCAUCCGGGAGUCCAGCAGCGGCCGCCUGACCCUGGCAGAGAUCAACGACUAUCUGAUGAAGAAGUUCCCGUUUUUCCGAGGCAGCUACACGGGCUGGAGGAACUCUGUGCGCCACAACCUGUCACUCAACGACUGCUUCCUCAAAGUGCUCCGGGACCCGUCCAGGCCUUGGGGGAAGGACAACUACUGGAUGCUGAACCCACACAGUGAAUACACCUUCGCUGAUGGGGUCUUCCGGCGCAGGAGGAAGCGCAUCGCCAAGAGGGGCCCUAAAGAGCAAGAGAGCCCAGAGGUGCUUAGUGAGGACACCCGACUCCCCGCCCCUGAGGAGAGAGUGGGGCCCAGGUUCUCCAGCUCCUUCGCCAUCGACAGCAUCCUCAGCAAGCCUUUCAAAAGAAGAGAGGAGUACCACCCUGACGCACAGAACCCAACCCUACGGAUGUACUGGGCCCCCGGGCCCCACACUCUGCCGUACGCAAUGAAUCCGAUCCAGCAUACAUAUGUGUCUGAGGCAGCGUACAGCUGCUCGGAGCCAAGAAGGGAUCCGUACCUGCAGGCAACGGCAGCUGGCAGUGUCGCACCUGAAGGCGCCUUCAAGGUGCCCAGCAGAGCCCGAUGCUUUCACAUAGACUCUCUGCUUUCAUAGAAA